CGCGAAGAUCAGCGGGUGUCUGUACGUAGUUCAAAUAUUGUAAAGUUCUAUUUGUUCUUACGUUUAUAACGUCCAAUUAACAUUGCUUUCGAGUUUCUUAUAUAUUAUCUGUAUAUAAUUUGGAUCGGACAUAAUGAAAACGACACAAGUUGCCCAGUACGCGUUAAGACUCACAUAUUCGCAGCAAGCGAACCGUGAGAAGAUGAUGACACGGUCCGCUCUACUCCUAGCCACCAUCGGUCUCGGCCUGUCCACGUUUAGCGUACGCCAGAUGAUCCUCAACCAGUCUAGACGCGUUUAGGACAAACCAGUACUCCCAGAACAACCCGCCGGAGCAAGCUUGUCGCAGACAAUUGACAAUGCAAAAACAAAACGUCUUUUGAAAAAAAAAAACUCCUGAAUGCAUCCACGUAGGGCAAUUUAUCUUUGUUUAAAUCAUUUUAAUUUAGCGAGGUGCGUUCAGUAAAUAUUUAAAGUGUGUAAAUGCGGAGAGGAUUAUGUUUGAAUAAAAUAAAAUGUAAUUUAUUUAUUUUUAAUGCUUCAUUUUUGUGCGUGAUUGUAUAGUAGCGUCGCCAGUUUAGGAUUUCUAUUAAUUUUUUUGUUUUUGUUUUUUAGUUAAACUUUCUUGAAGAUUGAAUGAAUGAGAUGUUUAAUUUGUACACGAAUGUUUACGACAGUUGUGAUGGAUGCCAAAUAAAAAUAGACAUUACAAUAUUU
Molecule: messenger RNA, 717 nt
Organism: Bombyx mandarina (wild silkworm)
Lineage: Eukaryota; Metazoa; Arthropoda; Insecta; Lepidoptera; Bombycidae
Source: RefSeq, a predicted model, not a curated record